UACAGAUGCGCCCCUCGCCCUGCGUUCAGCGGCGAGCGGACAAGGCAGAGCCGGGCAGAGACAGACCAGCCAGCACCAUGACUACACCCAGCAACACCUACGAUGUUAUAGUGGUCGGCGGAGGAAUAUCAGGUUUGAGUGCAGCGAAGUUGUUGAAAGCCAACGGACUGAACCCCGUUGUCCUGGAGGCCAGGGAUCGGGUCGGUGGUCGUACCUUCACUGUGCAGAAUAAGCAGACAAAAUGGGUUGAUCUGGGCGGGGCUUACAUCGGACCAACUCAGAACCGCAUCCUCCGAUUGGCCAAAGAGUACGGUGUAAAGACCUACAAAGUCAACGAGCAGGAGAACCUGGUGCAUUAUGUCAACGGAAAGUCUCACCCGUUCAAAGGCUCCUUCCCUCCCAUGUGGAACCCCAUCGUCUUGUUGGACUUCAACAACCUGUUUAGGACAAUGGACCAGAUGGGCAAGGAGAUUCCCAAAGAGGCUCCCUGGAGAGCUCCCCAUGCUGAGGAGUGGGACAAGAUGUCCAUGCUGGAGCUCUUUGAAAAAAUCUGCUGGACCAGCACUGUUCGUCGCUUCGCCACACUCUUUGUCAACGUGAACGUGACCUCUGAACCCCAUGAGGUGUCGGCUUUGUGGUUCCUCUGGUAUGUGAAACAGUGCGGAGGAACCAUGAGGAUCUUCUCCACCACAAACGGAGGACAGGAAAGGAAGUUUGUAGGCGGCUCCAGUCAGAUCAGUGAGUGCAUGGCCAGGGAGCUGGGAGACCGAGUGAAGCUGCAGUCUGCAGUCUACAGGAUCGACCAGAUCGGAGACAUGGUGGUGGUGGAAACGGUGGACAAACAGACCUACACAGCCAAGUACGUGAUCGUGGCCACCCCUCCUGGUAUGAAUUUGAAAAUACACUUUAACCCCGAGUUGCCGCCACUGAGGAACCAGCUGAUCCACCGCGUCCCCAUGGGCUCAGUCAUCAAGUGCAUGGUCUACUACAAAGAGAACUUCUGGAGGAAAAAGGGAUACUGUGGCAGCAUGGUGAUUGAGGAGGAAGGCGCUCCCAUUGGCCUAACGCUGGAUGACACAAAGCCUGAUGGGAGUGUACCUUGCAUUAUGGGAUUCAUCCUUGCCCACAAGUGCAGGAAGCUAUCAGGGUUGACCAAAGAGGAGAGGUUGAAGAGGAUCUGUGAUAUCUACUCCAAAGUGCUGGGCUCAGAGGAGGCUCUGCAUCCGGUGCAUUAUGAGGAGAAGAACUGGUGUGAAGAGGAGUACUCAGGAGGCUGCUACACGGCCUAUUUCCCCCCAGGAAUCCUUACCCAGUUUGGCAAGGUGCUGAGGGAGCCGGUUGGCAGGUUGUACUUUGCAGGCACAGAGACGGCCACAGAGUGGAGUGGCUACAUGGAGGGGGCAGUGCAGGCUGGAGAGAGAGCAGCCAGAGAGAUCAUGUGCGCACUGGGUAAAAUCCACCAGAGUCAGAUCUGGCAGGAGGAGCCCAAGUGUACGGAAGUCCCAGCACUCCCCUUUGUCACCACCUUCUGGGAGAGGAAUUUGCCUUCAGUCGGUGGUCUCCUCAAGUUCAUGGGAUUCUCCACCUUCCUGUCUGUUGCCACCGCAGCCGGUCUGAUUGCCUACAAGAAGGGCCUCCUCCCCCGGAGUUAAACUGUCCACCCCGUCAUCUCACUCCUCUGCAUCUCAAUAGACACUGUACUCUUGUACUUCUAGUGCACUACUUUAUGGCCCAAACUACAACGUAGUGAACUAUAUAGGGUACAUGAUGUUUUUUGAGAAACGCCCUUCUGUAAGAAAGACUGUUCAGCUCACACAAAACACUAAUGCGCCAUCACUCUGUGUGCUGUCUGUUCACAAAAGAAAGAGCGAGUAAGACAAAUAGUAACACGCUGAUUAAAAGCUAAGAGGUUCUAGUUUGAGAGGAGAACUAAUUUCAGUUUAAAUCUAUAAUAAAUCUGUGAUUCAGAUUGUGAAACCAAUGAAGGAAAAAGAACAGACUCUGUUGUUAAAGUAAUAUUAAUAUUCCAUACAUUGCCAAUGACAUUCACAUUCUUGAUUACAUGUGGGUUUCUUAACUCAUCAUGCUUUCUGUGUAUGAGCUGUGUGUGCUUGUGUGCAUGCUAUGAUGAGCAUGCCUUUGUGAGCGUGAGUUUGUCAGUUGUGUACAAAGUGUGUGUGUGUGUGUGUGUGUGUGUGUGUGUGUGUGUGUGAGUGUGUGUGUGUGUGUAUGUGUGUCUAAUUACCUCUGCUGAUUUUAGGUGCUGAUUUAUUCUGGCCAAGCAGCUGUAGCUGUUUGAUGAGAUCCAGCAACAUCAGAAUCGAAUAGAACUGUGCCAUUGCCCAUUACAGAAUCACAGAGGAGGUUUAAGUAUAAGGCUGGUGAUAUUCUAAAUGUCUCUUAUUGUCAACAAAUCCCAUGAAAAGACCAAAACCAACAAUGAACUGAUUAUUUUAUCAAAUAUUGUCUGUGUUGCAUAUAUACACAGCUGAUAUAUCUUGUUCCUCUGUGCCAUAGAGUUCCAUCACAACAAAAUAAAUAAAAAUGAGCCACAUUGUUGCAGUGGGUCACAUGAUCUUUCGUUAUGAAGAACAUGGGCACUGUUGUGUAUUUAAUAUCAAUCCCACAUGCACCAUCCUGCUGCUGUAAAUACUCACAACCGCACCAAAUGUGUAUUACACUGCUGUGUAAAAUACUCCCCAUCUACUGUGCCUAGUUGUUUUAAAGUGUCUUCAGACUGAAUGCAAAGUGUCCUGGUGUUAUUUGCGCAAAUUUGUGUUUGUGACUGCAUAAACUGGCAACGUGUGUGCAGUGUGGCUGUAUUUAUGCUUUUAUUAGUAUUUAUGAGUUUUAUUUGAGCACUUACGUUCCAAAAACUGACCAGGAACUCCACCUUUCUGUUAUUUCUCUGCAGUUAUUCUCCUUUCUCGUCUUUAUUCUGUACAAUUAUGAAGUGGAGGCUCAGCUCAUUUGUCACACAUUUUCAACUCCUUUGGAUGUGUCAAGCCACUUCAAUAGUAUUUAUACAUCCAUUUGCCUCAAAGGGCUUUACAAUUUGUAUAGCAUACAGGAACCUUUUGUAGAUUAUUUUAAACGAAUCCCUCAACACUAUUCUUUUGCCAGAUAUUACUCACUAGCACAUCAAAUCCACGGCUGAAAAUAGUCCCCAACAAAUGCAUUAUUUACUCCUGUUUGAGUAAUAUUAACUAAAAAUAACCAGCGCUCAGCUGCUUAAGGAAAUUACUGAUCCAAUACCAUAUAUUUAUGACCCCUUUUCUUCAAUUAGAAGUUAGGUGCUAACAGGUUAGGGAAGUUGAAAAAAGUAUUGAGAGACUAAUUCACUGUUGGUUUACAUGAGAUUUGUUGACGGUGAGAAAAAUUAUAAUAAAAAUGCAUAAGAAGCCUUGUCCUUUAAUUAAAACUUGUAUUUAGGGGUAAUGUAGUGCUACUAAGCUGCUCUCUAUGGUUGUCUCUUGGUAAAUGUAAUGGUAGCAUCCGAAUGUAUUUUCGUCAGACCAGAUAAAACAAACUAUUUGUUGCUGUAUCGUGAUCAGAUUUUUCAUUCAUAAUUCAGAUUAACAAGCGUUGUAGCCAAAAAAAACACAUUCUAAUUGUUUAAAAAAGCGCAAAACUUAUAUUUGCGUUAUUUUUGGAAGCCACUAUGGAAAGAUGUGAACAAGCCGCAGUUGCUCUGUGAAGUCCUCCAACAACAAUGUUUGGAUUCUCUUGACAUUAUGGAACCUAUUAGAUGCUUUAUUGUCUUAUCUGCUUAUAGAGAAUCUAAUCACACUUGAAAAGUUUUGAUUUGUUAAAGAGAGAGAAAACGGCCUCUUCUUAAAAUGAACUUAAUAAAACAGAAAGAUGAUACUGGCUUUUGGAGAAGCAAAAUUCACGCUUCACAGCUGAAAAACACAGCUGACUACUUGCAGUAAACGGUAAUCGUUGGAUGAGUUGCACUGAUGUCAGUGACCAUUUGUCGGAGUAGAAAUGUGUUUUUUCUGUAAUAUAAUAGAAAUCUAAUUACAGCAGUAGAUGUGAAGAAAACCAAUCAACACAUGACGCCUGACUCUAAAAGAGUGUCCUCAGUUAGUGCAUUUGUUUUGAACGGCAUUGUACUGUGUGUGCACCUCUGUAUGCAGUACUCUGGUCCCAAAGACUGGUGUGUGUCUGUGUGUGUGUGUGUGUGAUCUGUUGUGCCUUAAUGGAAGUCAUAGUGUUUUUGUCAUUUUUCUCAAGUGCCUGUGUGACUCUUGACACUCUUUGCCCUUCCUCCCCUCCCCUCCCGCCUGCACUGGAGGUGAGAGGUCAGAUGGACCGGGUCCACUGGUUUAAGGCGUCAUCAGUAACCAUCAAUACACAGGGACCAGCUAAACAACUCCGUGUCCCUCUUAUCGUGUCCCAAACCUUUCAUUUUUAACCAUUCCCUGUAUUACCUGAGUUACGUCCUCAGUAUAAACUUGACUCAGGUAAAGCCAGGUGUAUGAACACGGUGUCGGCUGUGAAUAAUAAAGCUCAGACUGCUUAUCUCCAGUGAAGCCAAGUCUGUGUGUGUGUACUUUGUAUUGCGAUUGCAGUGCAGUCUCCUCUUGUUGUGGUGUCUCUCUAGCUGCUUAACUUCACCCUGUGUGCACUGACCUUUGACCCCCCCACCCCUUACUCACCUCACCUACUCAUCCCAGCACAUGCACUGGUUUUGCGCUCUCCCAAGUUAGAAGUCAUGAUUGGACAAUGAUGUCGCUCACGUUUUAACCCAUCUCUGACUUCAGUGGACAAACAAAGCCAGCACACUCUGUCCGUCCCUUCCAAAGUACAUUACUCGCACCAUCAGCAGACAUAAUGUUCGGAUAUCCACUAUCCGAUCCUUCUUCAUUGUUUUCUGGAGACCUGAGACUGUUCCUCCAUCCCCCUUGUCCUUCUGUGCAUUUGAGCCUUGUUAACUUUUCCUGUGACACAUUCUUUAAUGUCUUUGAUUCCUCAAAAAAAAGCUGGUGAUAUUUAACAGAAAUGUGAAAUAAAUCUUUUACUCGUCUUAAA
Molecule: messenger RNA, 5034 nt
Organism: Micropterus dolomieu (smallmouth bass)
Lineage: Eukaryota; Metazoa; Chordata; Actinopteri; Centrarchiformes; Centrarchidae
Gene: maoa
Product: monoamine oxidase
Exons: 15
Coding region: 6-1652 (548 amino acids)
Molecular function (GO): oxidoreductase activity
Source: RefSeq, a predicted model, not a curated record